GUGGCAGCUCCCUCUCCGGGAGUCAGAGGGACCCAACGUCCACCCUGCGCUCUGUGGAUGAGCAGCACAGAUUAAAGUUUACAUUUUAUUUUUUCCUCUGCUUUUUUUUUUUUUUUUUUAAAUUUAAUUUGUGUUUUCAUCUGAAGUAAAGAAACUUUACCGGGACACUCCUUUGGGCCCUCAACCGCUGCGUUCAAGCAGCCUCCAAAACUUUUCGUCAUGGGGAUCAAAGCUGCUCUACCCAAGUAUGAGCUCUACUUCUACAACACCGUGCUGUGUCUGGCCAUGUUCUGGGCCGCCAGCUGGAUCUUUGAAGUGUCGAGCUCCAAUGCAAACAGAAAGGCAUUUAAAGCCAGCGUGAAGCCAGGAUACUUUGGGAGAAAAAUGGACACUGCCGAUUUUGAGUGGAUGAUGUGGUUCUCCACCUUCAGAGAGCACAUCCUGUUUGCCCUUUCUGGUCAUGUGCUCUUUGCCAAGAUCGGCACCAUGCUGGCCCCUCAGUACAGGUCCCUGGUUUACAUGGUGUACGGUCUGCUGGCAGUAUGGACCAGCAUGGGUUGGACCUACGUGUCCCUCAUGCUGUCCCACUGUAUCCUGCUCUACAGCAUCUCCUUAGUGAAAAUCCGCUGGCUCUGCUUCGUCGCUGGCCUCUGCACCCUCGCCACCUUCAAGUGCGAACCCUUCGUGUCCUGGCAGGCCGGUUUUGUGGAGGGAGACUUUGAGCUGCGGCACGUCCUCUUCUACGGAGGCUGCGGGUUCACCAUCAUGCGCUGCAUGAGUUUUGCUUUGGAAAACUGCGAAAGGAAGGAUGGCAACUACAGCAUCCUGGAGCUGCUCAAGUACAACUUCUACCUCCCUUUCUUCUACUUCGGACCCAUCAUGACCUUUGACAAGUUUUAUGGGCAAGUCAACAAGUCUGACCUGACUAGAAAAGAAAGGGAGAUGUGGAACAUCAGCCUGCAGGGUCUGAUCCACUUGGGAGUUAUCGUCACCGUGGACGUCCUCUUCCACUUCAUGUACUUCCUCACCAUCCCCACUGACAUAAAGCUCCUGAAACACCUCUCUGACUGGGCUCUGGUGGGUCUGGCCUACAUCAACCUCGUCUAUGAUUGGGUGAAAGCAGCCGUCAUGUUUGGAGUCAUCAACACGGUGUCCAGACUGGAUCACCUGGACCCACCCAAGCCACCAAAGUGCAUCACCAUGCUCUAUGUGUUCUCUGAGACGCACUUUGACAGAGGGAUUAAUGAAUGGUUGUGCAAGUAUGUUUAUGAUUAUCUGGGUGGGAAGCAUGACAGUGUGGUAGAGGAGCUGGUGGCUACGCUUUGCACCUAUGGCGUCACCAUCCUCUGGUUGGGCCCCUGCGAGGUGGUCCUAUUCUGGGCUUUCUUCAACUGCUUCGGCCUCAACUUUGAACUGUGGACCGCCAAGGUCUUCUCCAUGGAGCCGUUUGCAUCCUUUGAGAUGGCGAUGUCAGAGGCAAUGUCCCGCCGCAUAAGAGCAAUCUUCAACACGUUCAACUUCUGGUGCAUUGUGCUGUACAACCUUAUGGCUCUGAAUAGUUUGGGUUUUGUCAAGUUGGUCGCCAAACGACUGCUUCUCAAAGGAUUCCCUAUAACUACUGUCGUCGUCAUGUUUGUGACCUACUGUCUGGUUCAAGUGAUCAAGGAGCGAGAGAGGACACAGGCCCUCAUCGAUGACCCUGACCCACUUCCUCCUGCGCCCCCUCUCAAUGCCGCCACGGCCACCGGUCCUCCCGCUGACGCUCCACAGGCGGUGGCUGAUCCCAGCAAAGAAAAAGCGGAGUAGAAAUGAAACGUUCAGCUAAAAUGGUUCAGAGACUAACAUCUAGUCCAGAGUAUCAGAACCUUCAUUAUGUACUGAUGAGCUUUCAUAACAUGAAUGUUUAAUGAAUCGAGAAAGCCACAGGCCGUUAAAAAAAAGAUUGAUCAUAUUUAUACCCAAGGGAUUAUUUACAAUUAGUGAAAAGCAUUUAGUAAUAACUGAUGUAACAUAAUGUACAGUCCUGGAGCUAUAAAUGUUUUAUUAAAAAAGCACAGAUGUCCCUAAUGUCAUUAUUAUAUGAAACAGGAAGAUUACUUUUUUUUUCUCGUUAAUAAAAAUCUUUUUAACCUCA
Messenger RNA from Fundulus heteroclitus (mummichog), 2134 nucleotides. RefSeq names its product hedgehog acyltransferase like, b (gene hhatlb). Lineage: Eukaryota; Metazoa; Chordata; Actinopteri; Cyprinodontiformes; Fundulidae. Gene Ontology annotation, cellular component: endoplasmic reticulum. The coding region runs from base 220 to 1806 and encodes 528 amino acids. The transcript has 12 exons. The record is from RefSeq and is a predicted model, not a curated record. Gene Ontology annotation, biological process: negative regulation of N-terminal protein palmitoylation. Gene Ontology annotation, molecular function: acyltransferase activity.